Messenger RNA from Psilocybe cubensis, 963 nucleotides. RefSeq lists its product as uncharacterized. The record is from RefSeq and is a predicted model, not a curated record. Lineage: Eukaryota; Fungi; Basidiomycota; Agaricomycetes; Agaricales; Agrocybaceae. The transcript has 5 exons. The coding region runs from base 1 to 963 and encodes 320 amino acids.
AUGGAACCAUUUACCGAGUCUGUUUGGGUCGAAGUCCUCACCAGCAAACAGAUUGCUCGUCGCUGGCGCGAGUGCAAUCCUCAGUCCUCAAAACAAUACACACAGACUUCCGAUGAGGAAGCUUGGAGAGAAAAUAUUAUUAACCUGCUUUCAAACGGACAUUCGAUGGGAGGAAUGCUGGAAAUGAGUCUAGAGGAAGUAAAAUCAAAUUACUCAUCGGUCGGAAAACUCGGCCAGACAGCGAGGCGGGCGACUUCUAAUCAUAUUAGGACCGCUUUGUCAAAACCACGCGUUGCGACUGCAAUCAGACGAAUGACCGCAUUGUUUAACUUUAUACCAGAUCUAAGCACGUUCAAUCACAUUUUUACUCUGUAUUCUGAAAAUGCUUACUUGAUCUUUUCCACAGAGCCUAUCACCUCAAUUGCUGACAAGCCUUUGCUUAAGAUAGAGAACACUUUUGUCUCUCAAGCUCAAACGCCAAACUCUCAACCACCACCUCCCCCUCCAAGACAACAAGAACAUUAUAACACACCCCAACCAGAAAAAUCUAGUCCUAAGAAAAUCACACCCGAAAGAGAGCCCAGGGUAGAUAAUAAAGUUAAAGUUAUCGAAUCAGCUUCAGAAACGGAGUCUGAUAGCGAGCCGGCGGAGACCACAAAAACAAGUUUGACUUCCAAUCUUGCAGGACCGUCAAGGACAUCAGCGAGAAGUCCAUCGCCUGGUUCACCGAAAGACCCAACUCCUCCACAAUCCGAACCCAUUCGUAAAAGCAGAAGUCGAUCAAGCUUAGAAGCCGAGGUACCCCCUCCUCGCCCCGUAAAGAAGACCAAGCCUACUUUGCAGUCUUCAAGCGGUGAGGACAGUGACCAGGAUGUCAAAAAGUCGAGGAGCAGCUCGGCCGUAGCAUCAGGAGCCAGAAGAGGUACCCGACAACCGAUUAAACGCGGUGGCAAGAAAUUCUAA